Molecule: messenger RNA, 1203 nt
Organism: Penicillium longicatenatum
Lineage: Eukaryota; Fungi; Ascomycota; Eurotiomycetes; Eurotiales; Aspergillaceae
Product: putative GPI anchored protein
Exons: 2
Coding region: 1-1203 (400 amino acids)
Cellular component (GO): periplasmic space
Molecular function (GO): lyase activity
Source: RefSeq, a predicted model, not a curated record
AUGCAGUUCUUCAAGUUCAUUGCUUGGGCAGGGCUUCUGACUCUAUCAAGUGCCCACAAACUCACACAUUCCACCCGUGCUACCUUCAUCCACCCAGGCCUCCUCCAUACAGCCACCGACUUCAAAAGAAUAAGCGAGAAAGUCGAAGCCAACAUCGAACCCUGGAUAACUGGCUGGACCAAGUUAACAAAUAGCUCAUUCACUUCUCUCACCUACACUGACAAUCCCAAAGAAAUCGUCUACAGAGGAAGCGACGGCACCCACUCUGAAAAUUACCCAUCUCUCUACAAAGACAUAGCCGCUGCGUAUGCCAUGGCGAUAUACUGGAAAGUCACGGGAAACACAACAUAUGCCGAUAAAUCUAUUUCCAUUCUCGAUGAUUGGUCGUCGACCUUGACACUCAUCUCUGGCAGUACUGAUAUGUACCUCGCUGCUGGUAUUUAUGGAUAUCAAUUUGCCAAUGUCGCUGAGAUUAUGCGUGAAUAUAAUGGUUGGCCAGAUAGCUCGUUUGAACGCUUUGUUGGUAUGAUGGUUGAUGUUUUCUAUUCUCUCAAUCAUGAGUUUUUGAGAGAUCAUCAUGCUGCCGCUAUUGAUCAUUACUGGGCUAAUUGGGAUUUGUGCAAUAUUGCUUCUGUGCUUGCCGUUGGCGUUUUGUCGGAUAAUCAGACUAUGUAUGAGGAGGGCAUUGAUUACUUCAAGAACGGAGCUGGGAAUGGGCAGAUUGAGAAGGCCAUUUGGAAGCUAUACAACGUUGACAGUCAAAUUCUUGGGCAGGGACAGGAGGCUGGAAGGGAUCAGGGUCAUUCCAUGCUUGAUUUUGCGCUUUUGGGUCCUAUUGCUCAGAUGGCUUAUAAUCAGGGGGAUGAUUUGUUCGCUUAUCUCGAUAACCUCAUUCUGGCUGGGGCUGAAUACGUUGCCAAAUACAACCUCGGCUACGAUGUUCCCUACACUACUUAUACGAACAGCGAUGUCACCCAGACUGUUAUCAGUAAUAGUAGCCGAGGCGAUAUUCGCCCGAUCUGGGAGCUUCUUUACAAUCAUUACGGUGUCUUAAAAGGGCUCAAUGUCACUUAUACUAAAGAAUAUCGUGACUUGGUGGUGACUAAUGGAUCAGGGGCCGAAGGUGGAGGUGGUUAUUAUGGGACGACUAGUGGCGGGUUUGACCAGCUUGGAUAUGGUACUCUCAUGUACACGCUGGAGUGA